This is a messenger RNA of Musa acuminata subsp. malaccensis (wild Malaysian banana), 1446 nucleotides long. RefSeq names its product flavanone 3-dioxygenase 2. The record is from RefSeq and is a predicted model, not a curated record. Lineage: Eukaryota; Viridiplantae; Streptophyta; Magnoliopsida; Zingiberales; Musaceae.
GAGGAGGUCCGCCUUCUCCCUUUAUUUGUGCAGCGUCUCGAAGCUCCCUUUCGAUACCUCUGUCUAUCUCAUGGCGGAUCAGCUCCUCUCCACCGUAACUUACCACGAGACCCUUCCGGAGAACUACGUAAGGCCAGAGUCUCAAAGACCUCGUCUCACACAGGUCAUCAGCGACGCAAACAUCCCCAUCAUCGAUCUCGGUUCACCGGAUAAGUCCCGAAUCAUCUCCCAGAUAGGGAAAGCCUGCCAAUCCUAUGGCUUCUUCCAGGUUGUGAACCAUGGAAUCGAUACUGAAUUGAUGGUGAAGAUGAUGGCUAUUAGUCUGGAAUUCUUCCGUCUACCUCCCGAGGAGAAGGCGAAGCUCUACUCCGAUGACCCGGCCAAGAAAAUGAGGCUCUCCACGAGCUUUAAUGUCAGAAAGGAGGCGGUACACAACUGGAGGGACUACCUCCGGCUUCACUGCUAUCCUCUGGAGGAAUACGUUCCCGGCUGGCCUUCUAAUCCCUCUUCAUUCAAGGAAGUGGUGAGCACCUACUGUAAGGAAGUUCGUCGACUGGGAUUUCGGCUCCUUGGAGCAUUAUCAUUGAGCUUAGGUUUGGAGGAGGAGUACAUCGAACGGGUGCUGGGACAGCAGGAGCAGCAUAUGGCCAUCAACUACUACCCAAGGUGCCCGGAACCGGAGCUCACAUAUGGCCUGCCCGCACACACUGAUCCAAAUGCCCUCACCAUUCUUCUCCAGCAGCCCAACGUGGCUGGCUUGCAGGUUCUCAAGGACGGCAAAUGGAUCGCAGUGGAACCCAGACCGAAUGCGUUUGUGAUCAACAUCGGUGACCAACUACAGGCAUUAAGCAACGCCAGAUUCAAGAGCGUUUGGCACCGAGCUGUAGUCAACUCGGACACCGAAAGGAUGUCUGUGGCGUCCUUCCUCUGUCCAUGCAACACCGCGAUCAUUAGCCCUCCGGAGAAGCUCCUUGCCGAGGGAUCACCAGCGGUCUACAGGAGCUACACAUACGACGAGUACUACAACAAGUUUUGGAGCAGAAACCUGGAUGACGAACAUUGCUUGGAGCUUUUCAAAGGGGAGAAGAGCCAAUCAGGUGGACUGAGCGGCCCCUGCAAAAGCUCGACAUGAUGUGACAUCACACGGACAGUGCUUCUUCGUGAUGCUGGUUGAUUCCGUUCAUCAUGUGGAGCACAAAUUAUUUGCGGAGACUCUCGUGUUGUCCACGAUCGACAGUGAGGAGAGUUCGGUGGUCUGCCCUCUUAUUGAUUUAUUUAUUCCUGCUUUGCCAUGUUACCUUUCGCUACCAAAGCACUCGACUUGUCUGCACCAUGGAGUUCGGAGCUGGCCCGCCGUCUCCAUUUCUUAAAAUUGGCUCUGUAAUCCAGUAACUGCUUGUAUCAUUGUUUUGUUCUCUCUUCGACUAGUUCAACUUUUCCGUCGAA